AAAACAGGCCUGUUCCUUUAAGGGGAUUGGCUGUCAAUCAGAAAGCCCUUUUCAUUGCAGGAGAAGAGGACAAAGAUACUCAGCGAGAAAAAGUAAAGGACCGAAGAAGGAGACUGGAGAGACCAGGAUCCUUCCAGCUGAACAAAGUCAGCCGCAUAGCAGACUAGCCAGCCGGCUACAAUUGGAGUCAGAGUCCCAAAGACAUGGGCUUGUUAGAGUGCUGUGCAAGAUGUCUGGUAGGAGCCCCUUUUGCCUCCCUGGUGGCCACUGGAUUGUGUUUUUUUGGGGUGGCACUGUUCUGUGGCUGUGGACAUGAAGCCCUCACUGGCACGGAAAAGCUAAUUGAGACCUAUUUCUCUAAAAACUACCAGGACUAUGAGUAUCUCAUCAAUGUGAUCCAUGCCUUCCAGUAUGUCAUCUAUGGAACUGCCUCUUUCUUCUUCCUUUAUGGGGCCCUCCUGCUGGCUGAGGGCUUCUACACCACCGGCGCAGUCAGGCAGAUCUUUGGCGACUACAAGACCACCAUCUGCGGCAAGGGCCUGAGCGCAACGGUAACAGGGGGCCAGAAGGGGAGGGGUUCCAGAGGCCAACAUCAAGCUCAUUCUUUGGAGCGGGUGUGUCAUUGUUUGGGAAAAUGGCUAGGACAUCCCGACAAGUUUGUGGGCAUCACCUAUGCCCUGACCGUUGUGUGGCUCCUGGUGUUUGCCUGCUCUGCUGUGCCUGUGUACAUUUACUUCAACACUUGGACCACCUGCCAGUCUAUUGCCUUCCCCAGCAAGACCUCUGCCAGUAUAGGCAGUCUCUGUGCUGAUGCCAGAAUGUAUGGUGUUCUCCCAUGGAAUGCUUUCCCUGGCAAGGUUUGUGGCUCCAACCUUCUGUCCAUCUGCAAAACAGCUGAGUUCCAAAUGACCUUCCAUCUGUUUAUUGCUGCAUUUGUGGGGGCUGCAGCCACACUGGUUUCCCUGCUCACCUUCAUGAUUGCUGCCACUUACAACUUUGCCGUCCUUAAACUCAUGGGCCGAGGCACCAAGUUCUGAUCCCCUGUAGAAUUCCCCUCCUCUAAUAGCAAGGCUCUAACCACAUAGCCUACAAUGCUGCGUCUCCCAUCUUAACUCUUUGCCUUUGUCACUGAUUGGCCCUCUUCUUACUUGACGAGUGUAACAAGAAAGGAGAGUCUUGCAGUGAUUUAGGUCUCUCUGUGGACUCUUCCCUCUUAUGUACCUCUUUUAGUGAUUUUGCUUCACAGCUGGUUCCUGCUAGAAAUGAGAAAUGCCUAAGAAGGUGACUCCCCAAUUACAAGUCACAAAGGAAUGGAGGCUCAGAUUGAAUUUUCAAGCAUCUCUUGAGGACCAGGAAGUGCUUUCCUUUCAAAGAGUACUUCCACUGAUGGAAACAAAGUGGAAAGAAUGAUGCUCAGGUAGAGAGAAGGAAUGUCCUUGGUUUCCUUGCCAUCUAUAGGGAAACAAAUAUAUUCUCAUCAGUGUAAAAAACAGAGAACUCACUUCUGUCUCCCUAUUACCACUGAUGAUAGAAGAAAAAAAAAAUGCCAGCAAAAACAAUAAGAGCAUUUGCCCAAAUCUGCCUAUUGCAGCUGGGAGGAUGGGGUCAAAGCAAGGAUCUUUCAUCCAUAGAAAGAGAGCGCUGACCCCAAUGGUGAUGGACUAUUUAAGUCCUAACUCAGCCAACCUCGCUUAUAGUAUAAGGGAGCACAGUGUCUGUGUAGACAAAGGGGGCAUCUGGUCUUACACCUCGUUAGGGAAGAGAAACAGGUCAUUGUCAGCAUCUUCUCACUCCUUUCUUGCUAACUGCUACCAUGACAACCCUGUGGUUUCCAAGGAGCUGAGAAUAGAAGGAAACUAGCAUGUGUGAAAAAAAACUGGCCUAAGGUGCAGCAGUUGCUGGUGGCUAAUGGUGUAACCUGAGAUGGCCCUCUGGUAGACACAGGGUAGAUAACUCUUUGAAUGGUAUGUAUUUUUUCUGUUAAUUAGUUGUGUACUCCAGCCUCUGUCAUAUCUUCACAAUGGUGCUCUUUUCAUGGGGUAUUAUCCAUUCAGUCAUAGUAGGUGAUUUGAAGAUCUUGAUUUGUUUCUGAAAGAUGCAUAUUUCGCAUAUUCCAAUUUGUUUAUCACUGGUUUGGGAUUGUAUCAGAAAGGUCUGGAGAGUGAUUCCUUGAUUAUGAUUCUUAAAAAAGGAAAAUUGGGCAUUAAGCAUCACAAAUGAUAUUAAAAACUGGAUAGUCAAAAUCUAUUGAGAUUUUGUACAAGUUUUCUGCCCUUUGCAGAAACAGAUUUGGUGAAUUUGAAACUCAAUUUGAAUAACCUGUUUGAUCAUUCUUUCUAGCUAAUGGAAAAUGAUUUUACUUAGCAAUGUUAUCUUGGUGUGUUAAGAGUUAGGUUUGACAUAAAGGUUAUUUUCCUCUGGUAGAGACCAAAUAACAGAAUUCACCAGCCGUCAGCUAUUCAGUUGAUAAGCGUUCACAGAAAAGGACAGGCAAAACGAUUUUGAAACCUGAAUAGGUCCUAGAUUUCAGUCUUUUCCUGUUUUUGCUAACUUGGGGUUAAGAAAAGUCUGAUUGGUUUUUACUGAAGGACAUAUUUUUAUUGUAGCCUUUUUGUUAUAGAGUUUCAUAUUCUUCCUCUUCCCAAGUGAUUUCAGUAAUGUUUAAAGAGAUGUAAGGGCUUUACAAAAAGACACUUGAUAUUUGUUUUCAGACAAGUAUACAAAGCUUCCAGGCUGCAUAGAGGGAAAAUGUUCUGUAAGAAACCAAUCAAGAUCAAGGAAAGUGAAGUAUCCAUACCUUGUUUUGUUUUGAUUUAAUAACAUAACAAAUAACCAGCCCUUCCCUGAAAACCUCACAUGCACACAUACACACAUAUACACACACAAAGAGAGUUAAUCAACUGAAAGUGUUUCCUUCAUUUCUGAUAUAGAAUUGCAAUUUUAACACACAUAAAGGAUAAACUAUUAGAAACUUAUCUUGCAAAAUGUAUUUUAUAAAAUUAAAGAAAAUAAAAUUAAGAAAGUUCUCAAUCAAA
Molecule: messenger RNA, 3035 nt
Organism: Carlito syrichta (Philippine tarsier)
Lineage: Eukaryota; Metazoa; Chordata; Mammalia; Primates; Tarsiidae
Gene: PLP1
Product: proteolipid protein 1
Exons: 7
Coding region: 204-1037 (277 amino acids)
Biological process (GO): central nervous system myelination; axon development
Cellular component (GO): myelin sheath; plasma membrane
Molecular function (GO): structural constituent of myelin sheath
Source: RefSeq, a predicted model, not a curated record